Molecule: messenger RNA, 3408 nt
Organism: Punctularia strigosozonata HHB-11173 SS5
Lineage: Eukaryota; Fungi; Basidiomycota; Agaricomycetes; Corticiales; Punctulariaceae
Exons: 6
Coding region: 259-2652 (797 amino acids)
Biological process (GO): positive regulation of G2/MI transition of meiotic cell cycle; protein dephosphorylation; G2/M transition of mitotic cell cycle
Cellular component (GO): cytoplasm; nucleus
Molecular function (GO): thiosulfate-cyanide sulfurtransferase activity; protein tyrosine phosphatase activity
Source: RefSeq, a predicted model, not a curated record
GUCUCGUCCACCCAUGUCGUCCGCAAAUUAAGGGCGACCGAGAGUCAAGGCCACGACCGUCGCGACAUUAUACUCGCACAUUCGGGAUACCGAGUGUUAUUUUUCCAGCGCGGCCUCCUCCGUCAGUCCGCUCGUUACUUACGAAGCCGCACCCCCGAUUCCCGAUUCGUUCGACAGGAGACCAUCUAAUCUUGCGCCUUCCACCCGUUCAAGCGACAGAAGCGAUCACCCACCCCGAACGACACCGAGAACGACUACAUGGCCUUCCUCCCACCGACUGCGACCGUUUCACAAUUUCUUCAAGCCCCGUCCGCACCGGGCCGUAAACCGCUCAACCGCCCGCGAGACGCCGUCGACGACUUUCUCUCCUCCGACCUUGAAAUGUCCUUCGCGUCCACCAUGUCUCUCCAUUCCUCGUCCUCGUCCCCUUGCGGCGAGGCCAUGGACAUUUCUCCCGCGCCGUCGAACAAGAUUGGCAAACCGCUGUUCGACGACGACGUGGUGGCGAAGAUGGCCGGCCGGCCGCGCUCGUUCACAAGCAACGGACGGCUGUUUGGUACGGACGUCUCCAACGGUGGCGUGAACCCACCCAACAACAACGACAAUGCGAAGAACAGCACGAACAACUCUAUCAGCAACCGCAAGCUCGCCCGACCCGGACUACCCACCGAAUGGUUCUCGCCUUCGCCAACCGGCAACCGUCUCCGCUCGCACACCUUCGCCGAGGGAAUCACCCCACCUACUCCGAGUGACUGCGGUAUGGACGUCGACUCCGAGUUCGGUUUCGAUCAGCCCGCGGUGCCGCUCUCCGCCGCGCCGACGAUUACCGCCUUCCAGGACCUCUCCUCGCCUGCGCCCGCGACGGCGCACCCGCUCGUCUCGCACUUCCGCGACCUCUCGUCGCCCAUGGCCCAGCGUGACUACGACGACGAUCAGCAACAGCAGCCCGGAAAGGGGUCUGACUUCGGCAACUUCUUCUACGAAAGCUCGUCUCCGCACUCGCACCGCCAACGCCGCAGCCUCGACUCCCCUGCAGGCCCCUUCGUCGCCCGAAAGCGCCGCUCGGCCUCGCCUGAGCCGGCGGAAUACGGCUCCGUCCUAGCAGGGCUCGACGCCGACGACCAUUCGUCCUCGCCCGCGCCCUCCUCACCGAUGCAGCGCAAGCUCGAGCGCAUCACGAGCAACCCGCUUUUGAACAAGUUCAUGCGCUCCGCCGUCGACAGCUCGCCCGAGGCGGCCUACCACCAGGACGACCUCGGCUCCCCGCUCAACCUCCUCCAGAAGCGCCCCCGCCGCCCUGCUCUCUCCGUCUUGUAUGACGGCCAAAGCGCGCACUCGGCCUACCCGAUGCUCAAGGCCGCCAGCGCGCACCCCGAGCUCCAGCAGCAGCCCCGCCGCCCAUCCGCCGCGCUCCCCCCGCCGCGUCGCGCCUUCUCCGCGAUGAUGCCCCCGACUGUCUUCGGCCAGCAGCAGCACCGCCUCGAGGAUAUCCCGGCCUCGCCCGCGGACGAGGCCAACUCGUCCUUCGGCGACGGCUCGUUCGGCGACAUGUCGAGCCCCGCGCAGGCGUACGCGAAGCGCGCGCAGAUGAAGACGAUCCGCCGUUGUGAUGGCACGGAGGACUUCCGGCCGCUUACGGGCGCGAGCGCGCUCGUCAGGCGCGACGAGCAGCAGCAGCACCAGGCCAUGAUGGCGAGCCCCGGCAGCCGGAUGCUCAUGUCGCCCGGCCUGCCCGGGUUCGGCGACAACGAGGCGCACGGGAAGAUUCUGCCCUGCCACCGCGUCAAGGAGGAUGGUUUGAUGCGGAUCGUACCCCAGACGCUGAACGAUUUGCUCGAUGGACGGUACGACGCGCGCGUGGCAAGGUUCUUCGUGAUCGACUGCCGGUUCGACUACGAGUACGAGGGUGGACACGUGCCCGGCGCGGUGAACAUCAAUACGACGGCUGGCGUCGAGGAAUUUUUACUCGCGCAGGCCAAAGCGAAGCCGUCGCCGUGCACGAGCGGGGAUACCUCGAAGAAGACGGUGCUCGUGUUCCACUGCGAGUUCAGCGCGAAGCGUGCGCCGACAUUUGCAAAGCACCUGCGUUCGAAGGACCGGGCGAUGAAUAACCACAACUACCCCAAGAUCCACUACCCGGAGGUAUACAUCCUCGAGGGCGGCUACUGCGAGUACUACAAGCAGAUGGCGCACCGCUGCCAGCCGAGCGGUUACGUGCGCAUGGAUGAUCCCUCCCACGCCCAGUCGCGCAAGGAGGACCUCGACCAGUUCCGCAAGGCCAAGUUUGGCCGGACCAAGUCGUACGCGUACGGCGACUCGCUCCUCGCGUCCAAGGCUCUCACCUCCGGGGCAGCGCCGGCGAAGGUCGGGUCCGGGAAGGAGAAGAGGAACACGGCGCCAGCGGGCGGUGCGCCGAGCGUGUUCGCGGCGGCGAAUGUGGCGCGGACGAGGAGGGGAGGCGCGCUGGCGACGCUCGCGGAGACGGCCGGCGGUCUGGACGGCGGCGAGACGACGGAGACGGAGGACGAGACCGAUUUUGGGGAUAGUCCGUGCCCUGCGCCUGGCAAGAACGCAGGCGUACCCUUCGUGGUCAAGAAGGCCGGCAGAGCGCCAUUGUUGCGCGCGGAGACGGCGGGGCGGUUCGGCUAUUAACCUCCGUGGCGGUUUCCUCAAACGAAUCCCCAUCGGCACCAGGCGUGUCCUAACGACAUCCACGCAACGCUAUUGACAAUCUAUCGACGAUUUCAACGAAAGCAAUAUCCAUCGGUAUACCUCCGCGCCAAGCACGACACCGCCCCGACUGCUACGUUUUCUCCGCUUCCCUCUCGCCUCAUUGCCAAAGGUUCGGUUCGGGAUAUCUAAAUCAUCCCUAUCACCAGCCGCGAUCGCUCCUUACGGUCUCUCUCGCGCUUCGUCAUCAAGAAACAGGUUCGUCCUCGCCCAACGCAACCAGCAAAUAAACGAAACUAUCCUAUCUCAUCACUCUGUCUCGUCCGUCCCCCUUCGAAACUGUCUACCCCGGCCCAGAUUUUCCUCAUUCCUCUCUCCUCAUCGCGAGCUACGCGCUCCGCAAACAACCACGCUCCCGCUUCAAGCUCAAGUCUGCAUCAUCUCAUCAACACCAUAUAUGCCCUCAAGGGGCACUCGAUCGAUCACUGCCAGCCUGUAUAAGCAGCACAUCAAGCCGAAUGUCUUCAUAUAUGCAUCAAGGUAUCCUCAACAUAACAAAUACAAGACAAGGACACAAGAACAUCACCCCCCGGACCUGCCAUCGUUCCCCCACCAGACUUGCAUUUCCACCAUCUCAUUGCCUAUUUUUUCUUUUUUUUUCGCACCAGCCACCGUCUCUGUUCUCUCUUCGCCCAUUAGUUCCGGUUCUAUCUAUCGCCUGCGCCUGUUUCUUUAAUC